This is a messenger RNA of Eucalyptus grandis, 1601 nucleotides long. Its product is annotated as nicotinate-nucleotide pyrophosphorylase [carboxylating], chloroplastic. The record is from RefSeq and is a predicted model, not a curated record. NCBI's taxonomy places the organism in Eukaryota, Viridiplantae, Streptophyta, Magnoliopsida, Myrtales, Myrtaceae. The transcript has 10 exons. Gene Ontology annotation, cellular component: cytoplasm. Gene Ontology annotation, biological process: quinolinate catabolic process; NAD+ biosynthetic process. The coding region runs from base 243 to 1343 and encodes 366 amino acids. Gene Ontology annotation, molecular function: nicotinate-nucleotide diphosphorylase (carboxylating) activity.
UUCGCCACUCUCUCUCUUUCUGCGCAAAUUCUUAUCUGACUUCUCUUCCUGCGAGGCCUGCUACGAAGCUCGAAUCGACUUCCGACGAUGGAGCCGUAGCUGAUUUUUCCACCUCUCUUUCAUCCGCGAUUCCCUCCUUCCUUCCAUGGUACGCGGUCGCUCGAUCCUUCUCCAUCGCGGCUCGUCGGAGAACGAGGAAUCCUCGGCCUGAACGAGGAAGGAGCGAGUCGGCCGGCCGUUCGAUGUCGGGGAUCGCUUCGCUAUCGUCUUCCCCGAUUUCGCUUCGCUCCCGCGCCGCUCCGGCUCCAAGGCUUCGCCGCUUCGUCAUCUCUUGCCGGCGGACCGUGAGGAUGUCUGCGGCCGCGACGACGGGGAGCCCCGCGCUGUCGUUCGAGGGGAUGGCCGUGAAGCCGCCCUCGCACCCGACGUAUGAUCUCGAGGGCGUGAUCAAGCUCGCCCUGGCCGAGGACGCCGGGGAUCGAGGAGAUGUGACUUGUAUGGCCACUAUCCCUGCGGACAUGGAAGUGGAGGCCCAUUUCUUGGCGAAAGAGGAUGGUGUUGUGGCGGGAAUUGCUCUUGCAGAGAUGGUAUUCCAUGAGGUUGAUCCUUCUCUCGAGGUGGACUGGACUAAGAAGGAUGGAGAUUAUAUACAUAAGGGUCUUCAGUUUGGAAGAGUUUCUGGACGAGCAUACAGUGUCGUCGUAGCUGAAAGGGUAGUGCUGAAUUUUAUGCAAAGAAUGAGUGGCAUUGCAACUCUGACUAAGGCAAUGGCAGAUGCCGCACACCCAGCACGCAUUCUAGAGACAAGAAAAACUGCUCCAGUUCUACGUUUGGUGGAUAAGUGGGCGGUUCUCAUUGGUGGAGGGAAAAAUCACAGGAUGGGUUUAUUUGAUAUGGUUAUGAUAAAGGACAAUCAUAUAUCUAUAGCUGGGGGUGUCACAAAUGCCAUUAGAUCUGUUGAUACAUAUUUGAAACAAAAUAACCUUCAAAUGGAGGUCGAGGUUGAGACAAGGACACUCGAGGAAGUUAAGGAAGUAUUGAACUAUGCAUCUGAGACCAAUACCUUCUUGACUCGGAUAAUGCUAGAUAAUAUGGUCGUACCCUUAUCAAAUGGUGAUGUUGAUGUUUCCAUGCUUCAAGAGGCUGUGGCAUUGAUCAAUGGGAAGUUUGACACAGAAGCGUCUGGAAAUGUUAUUCUUGAAACAGUACAUAGAAUUGGACAAACUGGUGUGACAUAUAUCUCGAGUGGUGCCCUCACGCAUUCUGUGAAAGCGCUUGACAUCUCCCUGAAGAUCGAUACGGACUUGGCUCUCGAGGUCGGAAGGCGUACAAAGAGAGCGUGAUUCGUCACCUUAUUUCUCAUACCUAUAAGGAAUCUGCCCAGAAACGGAUGAUCUUUCUUUUCCAUGAGAUGUGAUGUGUUCCUAAUUCCUGCUUAGACCUUUUUUCUUUCGGCGUGUUUCCUUUUGUGACUGCCGACAAAGUUGCUUGGGGCAGAAAUCGGAAGGUAGAAUGUUCAAUUAACGAGUAAGGGAUACAAUAUAAGUUCAUCAAUUUAUCCCAGGAAAAAUUACAUUAAUAUUCGUUAAACUUUGGCUCCA